This is a messenger RNA of Penicillium canariense, 399 nucleotides long. RefSeq lists its product as uncharacterized. The coding region runs from base 1 to 399 and encodes 132 amino acids. The transcript has a single exon. Lineage: Eukaryota; Fungi; Ascomycota; Eurotiomycetes; Eurotiales; Aspergillaceae. The record is from RefSeq and is a predicted model, not a curated record.
AUGAAGAUAUUCUUCCGCCCGGAGUACGACACAGCGUCUCUGCCGUCCGGGAUGAGCGUCCGGAAAGCCACCUCAGCAAACCCCCUCCUCUCCCUUCCAUCACCCUCAAACUCCUCCGACGGGGAUGUGACACGCAUGCGACCGAGCACAUUGGACGAUCAAAUCAAACUGGAUGCUCCAUUUGUGAUACUUUCCCUUCUCGGACUGGCUUCCAGACUUCCAGAGUUUCAGAACCUCGCAUUCCCCACUGCCAAAGUGGACGCGUUGCCCUCUGCGGAGCCCCACCAAUCAGCACGGCCAGGGGCACGGAUCGUCCCCAAGAGCCGGGAGAAACUUCACCGAUCGCCGAUGGAGUCAGGGCAUUCGUGCCUGGUCCGUUCGCGCGGGACUGGGCCUUAG